AUGACUAUUGAUGUUGCAGGUGAGAGCAGGAUAUCAGAUAGUUAUAAGAUGCGUGUAUUGAAUGAAGCAUUAGAGGGUUUAGAGAUGGUGGGUCCUCAGAGUUUCAUAGAAAAUGGCUCAGAGCUGCAAGCUUCGGCAUUGAAAAAGCUUGAAUCAGCUUUCAUGUCUGUUGUGGAAAACAGUGUUGCUAUAAAUCUUCAUGGUAAAAAAUCUUCUGAGAAGGAGGAUUUGGUUUUAACUUUGGAUUUAAGGGUUGUUGGAUUGAUCAACAUAAUUGCAGAGAAGUUGAAUACCUUUGGUAGGGGUCAGAAGUGCUUGAAAAUGUAUUGGGAAGUCAAGAUUAAGAUCCUGAGAGACAGUUUCAAAAGCAUGGAGACUCAUUAUCUGAGGUAUAAUACUGUAGAGAGUGUUGAUGCCACAGAAUGGCAUGAUCUAGAGGGCUAUGUUGCAAAUUGGUUGGUGAUGUUGAAGAAAAUAGUGAAGGUCUUGGUGUCUUUUGAGAGGGAUCUCUGCUGCAAGAUUUUCGAUACAUUUGGGGAAAAGGUAUGGACAGAGUGUUUUGGAAAAUUGGUUUUUAGGAGUGGUAUGAGUGCGCUGAUAGAGUUUGGGGAAGUUGUUGCACUGAGCCAAACUCAACCCCAGAAGCUGUUUAAACUGUUAGAUAUGAUUGAAGGGUUGCAAAGCCUGAAGGAAGAUUUUGGAAAUCUUUUUGAAGGGUCAGGAUGCUUGGAAAUCAGGGUUAGGUUACAAGAUUUGGAGAAAAAAUUGGUGCACAGUGCUUGCCAAGUGUUGAGAGACUUUAACGGGAAAAUUGUGGAGGAUGCAGGGAUUUCCAUAGAUGGAACUGCACCAAGGAUUGCUAGUUACGUUGUAAAUUAUCUAAAAUUAAUGGUGACCAAAUAUGGAAAAGUGAUGACAGGGGCUUUGGAAAUGGAGGACAGUACAAGUCUUGCACAAAAUGUUAGUCUUGUUUUGAUAAUAAAAGCAACCAAAAACGAGGGGGCUGACCCAUGGGUACAAUUAAGAGAACAAUGGAAGGACCAUUGUCCACAAACAAUCAGCACAGAAGCAGCCUUUUACCUCUAUCAAAAACAAAAACCAUCAUACGAGAGUUUAUCAGCAAUAAAAUACUACCAAUCAGAGCAUACUUCCAGUGCCACGCAGGGCUAUAAGCAUUAA
Messenger RNA from Cryptomeria japonica (Japanese cedar), 1179 nucleotides. RefSeq names its product exocyst complex component EXO70A1-like. The transcript has a single exon. Gene Ontology annotation, biological process: exocytosis. The record is from RefSeq and is a predicted model, not a curated record. Lineage: Eukaryota; Viridiplantae; Streptophyta; Pinopsida; Cupressales; Cupressaceae. Bases 1 to 1179 code for a protein of 392 amino acids. Gene Ontology annotation, molecular function: phosphatidylinositol-4,5-bisphosphate binding. Gene Ontology annotation, cellular component: exocyst.